AUGACGUCUGGUUUGAGGAUCUCCUGCGUCCGAAUGUUGGGGCCACGGGAGGAGAAGGCGGCGACGCUGGGAGCUCUCAGAGAGGGCCCCGUCACCGUUCCUCGGAAGAGGAUGGUCGCCGUUGGGCUCGCCGGUGAAGUAAUCGUGUAGUUGCGGAUCUGGUUGCCGGCUUUCUUCCCCACCAUGGUGGCCGGAACGAGGUGGGCGUCCGCCACCAGCUCUUCGCCGCUGUCGUCGGUGUUGGCGAGGAUCAUGCCGGCGCCGCCGGCGAGCUUCACGGCGCUGCCCUUCUCCACCCGGGCGUUAGAACCCCGGUCGCAGAGGACGAUCUUCCCGGCCACCUUCUCCGGGUCGAGGCGGCCACUGAUGCACAGCCGGCUGCCGCAGUCGCCGGCGUAG
Messenger RNA from Spirodela intermedia, 399 nucleotides. NCBI's taxonomy places the organism in Eukaryota, Viridiplantae, Streptophyta, Magnoliopsida, Alismatales, Araceae. The record is from the annotation of a GenBank genome assembly.